Brienomyrus brachyistius is the source of this 6138-nucleotide messenger RNA. RefSeq names its product TBC1 domain family, member 32 (gene tbc1d32). The coding region runs from base 385 to 4311 and encodes 1308 amino acids. The record is from RefSeq and is a predicted model, not a curated record. The transcript is spliced from 37 exons. NCBI's taxonomy places the organism in Eukaryota, Metazoa, Chordata, Actinopteri, Osteoglossiformes, Mormyridae. Gene Ontology annotation, biological process: non-motile cilium assembly.
GGGAAGGCUUUGUCGUAACACACGUUCUCGCAGCCGGGCUGCUUCGUGUUGCAGAUGAAGUCUGACUGCUCGUCCCCCCACACCUUCUCAGCCCCCGCCCCCAGGACCAGGAUCCUGAAGACGAACAGGACGUGAGCACUCACCCAAAGUCACCUCUGUGCUGAAGAGUACGCCGGACCGACACGCAGCUCUGAGAGUCCUUCCAGAAGAUGAGAAACAGCUGCCCUGUCCUGGAUACCUUUAGUCCCUUUUUUCGAGAGAGAUUGGACUCAAAGCAACGAGGUCAUGCUCUUUUGCAUUUACUUUGAAGCAUCAUAUUCUCUGCAUGCCUGAGACUGAAGCAUCUUAAAUAGAACGGCAAGAAUAAAUGAGGGUGCGGGCGCCAUGUCUCAGCUGUCGGCCGAAGACGAGGCGGAGCUGGAGACGCUGCUGAGGCGCAUGCUGAAGAGCGUCAAGGAGCGCAUCCGGGGGGCGCCGUCCGUGGAAUGCGCCGAGGAGCUGCUGCUGCACCUGGAGGAGACGGACCAGAACUUCCACAAUUAUGAGCUGGUUAAGUACCUGCGGCGGUAUAUCGACGGCGCCCUGGGGAUGGUCAUAGAGGAAGAAACCGAGGGAUGCGCACGGAUGGAGGGACAGGCGAUUGCAUGGGGACAGGACACGCAGGUGCAUGACGUCACAAGGAGGGCUCGGGAUUCGGCCGAAUAUAAACACAUGAUGCAGACACUGAAGAACACUAUGAUGGUGGUGGUGGAGUCACUAAUCAAUAAGUUUGAGGAGGAUCAGCUGAAGAAGGAAGAGAUGCACAGGAGGAGCCACCGUGAGCAGUUAGAUGGCCACUACAUGGACAACUGCUCUGAUAGUGACUCCUCAUUCAGUCAGAGCUAUGGCUUCAUGAAGCAGGAGCAGCUGCAGGCCGUCACUGGGAAACUGGACCAGGCCCAACCCAAAGAGGUGCGCCGGGAGGCCCUGCAAGUGCUCUGCGCAGCCCCCCCCUCCGACGUGCUGGCCUGCGAGAGCUGGAGCAGCCUGCGCAGGAGCCUCUCCGCCGCCUUGGCUGACCCGGACCCGGAGCUCAGCGAAAAAGUCCUGAGGUUCUUUGCGAAAACCUUUUCGUCUUCCCCGUUGAACAUAACCAGAGAGAUUUAUACUAGUCUGGCUAAAAGUCUGGAGUCUGACUUCCUGGUGCAGAAGCUGAGCUUUCCUUCAGGAUCUGCUGUGCUUGACAUUAAUAGGCCAGAAGUAGCGCGUCUUCUCAAACAGAUGAGAUUACUCAACGAUUUCCAACAGGAAGUGCCGGCUUUUUGGAUACGCCACCCAGAGAAGUACAUGGAGGAGAUUAUAGAGAGCACUCUGUCGCUCCUGGCCGUACAGUUUGAGUACAGUUCAGGCCCGCAGCGCACAGAGAGGUUUCUGGAACCUGGCCACUUGAUUGCCUUGCUAGACAUCAGAGCCACCUGGUUCAAAAAGUGGAUGCAUGGCUACUAUAGCAGGACCGUGGUGUUAAGGCUCCUGGAAAGGAAGUACAGGUCACUGAUUGGAGGAGCCGUCCAGCAGUGUGUCCAUUUCCAGGAGUCCCGCGCGGACAUCGGGGGUCAGGUGGCGGACAUGGCGCGUGUGAUGGGACAGCAGCAGAUUGGUGCAGCCCAGAGGACACUGUACACGGCCCGGGAGCUGGAGUACGCCCACUUCGCCCACUCGCUCAGUGUCCUGGGGCGCCUGCUGAUGUACGCCCAAGGGAGGAGACUCUUCCCCAUCAAGGUGAAGAAACGGAAAGAACCGCUGUCCCUGAUGGACCUGAUCGUGAUACUGAUCCGAACAAUGUACCGGGACCCCAAACCGCAGCUGGGGACUCUUUCCCACGCAGACGCCCUGUCACCCAGCAGCCUGGUGAUGGAGGUGCUCCGGACCCUCGGCGACCGCACGGAUUGUGCCGAUGAGUGCCUGCACUGCAGGGACAUCGUAGAGACGCUGCUGUCUCCCGUGGUCGCCUCCUUGAGAGGGACACAGGUUACGGUCGGCCCUCAGGACGCCACACUGGUCCAUGUAGCCGACAUCCUGGCUCGCAUGGCCGCCACAGAACGUGGCCUGUCCCUCUUCCUGUAUGACAAAGGUUUGGUUUCCGCCGAUGGUGAGAGCACGUCGGCCGCACACGUCAUCGUGCGCUUCACACAGCGACUGCUGGCCUGCGAGUGGGAGCUGGGGGCGGCACACGUGGCCGGUGCCUUCAUCUUCACGUGUCGGCAGAUGUACAACACGUGCGAGGGGCUGCACGCGCUGCGGGCCUACGGCCUGCAUGACUGCAUCGCCCGGGCCUGGAGAAAGGCGAGCUCGCUGGUCGAGAGGAUUCCCACCCCAGUCCCCGGAGCCUCCCCGGACCCGUCCUCGCAGGAAGCCCAGAGCAUCUUGGCCUGGGAGGAAACACUGCUGGACAGCCUACUGAACUUCGCCGCCACCCCUAAGGGCUUUCUGCUCCUCCAGCAGACCGGCGCCAUCCACGAAUGCGUCUCGUACAUGUUCACCAGGUUCACAAAGAAGCUGCAGGUCAGCAGGUGUGAGAAGUUUGGUUAUGGGGUGAUGGUCACUCAGGUGGCAACGACUGCCCCCGGCAUAGCAGCACUGCAAAGCUCAGGUUUUGUCCAGGCCAUCGUCGUGGACCUUUGGUCGGCGCUAGAAUGCGGACCCGAGGACGUGAGGGUUGUCCAGCCCAGGCCCACGCCCAUGGACCCCAUCGACAGGAGCUGCCGGAAGUCAUUCCUGGCCUUGGUGAAUCUCCUGUAUUCCUCUUACGCCGUGUGGGAGCUUCUGGGGCAACAGCAGCUGCCCGACAAAGCACAAUACUCCCUCAGAGAAAUGCCUACCUCCAUUAUCCAUCUGAUCGAUAGGCUGAUCAUGAUUAAUUCAGACGCCAAAAUACAUUCGCUGUUCAACUAUGAGCAGUCGCACACCUUCGGUCUGAGGUUAUUGAGCAUGAUGAUCUGCAGCCUGGACUCCCUCCUGCUUCUGGAGUCACAGUAUAGAGUCUCUGAGAUGUUACUCCAAGGUCAGAAGGACAACACAGUGGCUCCAUCUACAGGCGGAGAAGAUUUUAUCAUAGAUGGGCUCUCUGUCGAGAGGAACCAUAUCCUGGUCCGCAUGUUGGCGGUGGGCGGGCCGAACGAGCGCAGACUGCCUCCGCGGGCCUUGCAGAAGGGCAAUGACCCAUAUCCAUGGAAGAUGUUUUCAUCAUUCCCGCUGCCCAAGUGUUACUUUCCAGAGGCUCUGAAGACACCUUACACCAAGCAGGACUCGGAGAUGAGCGCCUUCCUCACCUCCACAACGCCCGCCGACCGCGACUGGAUGGUCUGCUGCAGGGGGAUGUACUCGAAGGUCAUGACCAGCAAGUCCGGCUUCGUAACAGAGAACGUGCUGGCCGACCUUUUGGAGAAGACCGUACUGCACCUCUCUGCUUCCACGGCUGACUGCUUCUUCCCGGUGGCGGAGGUCAAAGACCCAACCGGUGUUCCUGUUCCAGCACAUUCUGUAGCAGCCAACAGUGCCGCAUGCCAGUCCCUGUCCCCGCUGGAGCAGCUGGGCGUGCAGAUAACUCUCAGGUACGGUGAGCACUUGAAGCUGCUGGAUGGAGACUCUGAAGCGGAUUUGUGUUUCCUCGUGCAGAGCUGUCGGUCACUUCUGUCCCAGCAGCGAGCCCAGGGCUUGUCACAGCUGUACUGUCUCCGUGAGCAUUUUCCGGGCCACGAUUGGUUCGUCUCCACCGUGUUCCUGCUGCUGCGGGGGGACGGAAAGCGGGCGUGGGACCUCCUGCGGAGACUCAGCGGCCUGCUGGCGUCCGCCUUCCUCUGGCCGUCCAGGCUGCACGACUCGGUGCAUCUGCCUGCAGAGGUGGCACAGUCCGGCAUCCCCCUCACCUACUCCUGCACUGCCCACUACGUGGAGAUGCUCCUCAAGACCGAAGUUCCUCUGGUCUCCUCUGCCUUCCGCAUGUCCGGCUUCACCCCCUCCCAGAUCUGCCUGCAGUGGCUGAGCCAGUGUUUCUGGAACUAUCUGGACUGGCCUGAGAUCUGCCAGUAUGUCUGCACCACCGUCGUCAUGGGCGCCGACUACCAGGUGUACAUGUGCGUUGCGGUGCUGAAGCACCUGCAGCAGCCCGUCCUGCAGCAUGCGCAGACGCAGGACCUGCAGGUCUUCCUCAAGGAGGAGCCCAUCCAAGGCUUCAGAGUGAGUGAUCAUCUGGAGUACAUGGAGGGUCUGGAACGGAGGUACAGAGCAAUGGUGCUGACGGAUAUGAAGUCUGUCGUCUCGAAGGCCACCUAGGAAGAACCUUCCGUCAUUGCUGGUCCAGACGGGGUGUCGUACAGCUGAGCAGGAGGAAGGCUCUUCGGAAACUGUUUUGGCUGUACAGCCCGCCAUUUUCCAUCAUAGUAUUAUGCUCGGUGUUUUUAUGACCCUGCAGCUGCAACGAAACCCAAGCCAGAGACAACGGAGCACAUGGACAGAUAGCAUCAGGGCAAACAUUGUUUGAAAACCACGUUCUUAAUUUCAUUAAGAGCCUACAAACCUAUGCCUGGAGCACAGGACACAUGGUACAGAAACACACACACACACACACACGGUCACAUACAGUCCCAUUUUCUUUUUAUUCCUACAUAAAAAGUACUUUCAGUCCGAAAUGAACUAAACUCAGAUGCCUAUCAGAUUAUGGAAUUACAAAAACUAUAUUGUGAUAUUUUUACAAUGAUCCCCAUGGUAAGAUGCUUGCUAAGCCAUGUGGCAGUUCUGCAGUUGGAGAGAUAACAGGACUUUUCCAUGGUGGAUUUAGCACCAGAAGGACUAAACUUAUCGUGUUUUUGCAGUACUUGGCUACAGUUGGCCUUACUCAAGGAAGGGAGCGUCUGCAAACUCAGAAGUGGCUCAGUUCUGCACUGGUUUCUUAAAAAUAUUCAGCAAAGAUGGAACUAAUACCUAGAUUUUUCUUUUCUAAAAAAACAAAAAACAGGAGGAUAUAAGAGGUGUGUGAGAGCUUCAGGAAAUGGUUCAUUUGACACCGGCGAUCGAUGAUUGGCACAGCUUCAGAUUCCCUCUGAGUCCUUAAGUGUUUAAACCGCAGUACAUCAAGUUUUGGGUUAUCUCUGAUAGAACCUUCUGAUAUUUUCCUCACGAAAUAGACCAGUGUGGUUCCAGUCCACCAAGCCUCCCAUCUCUGCACCUUCCAUUUCAACGUAUCCUGUAAUUCCUGAUUCCUGAGGCUGAUUUUCCCCUAAACUGACUUGCAAACAGAGCAAUAUUUCACCUACAAUAAAACCGUGGCAUUAGGGAAUCAAACUUGUUGAUGAAGUUGCUUUGUACAGUGAUUGCUAUUAAAGGGAACUUCUUCCCAGAUGUUUACCUGCAAUGUUCAUCAUCAAAACUUGUUGAUGAUGUCUAGUACAUUUCAGCUGUUAUUUUAAAAAUCAGAGCCCUGUAGAUAUUUAUUUCAGAGGUUCCUUUGUCAGUCUGUGUUUUCAGCUUGUUAAAAUGUUUAUGUAAUUCUUAUUUGGAGGAAACAAAAUCAGUUUCUCUUUCUGUCCUGGGUGCUGUAAAAAGAGAUGAGUGUGGCGUAAUUGAUGGAAAAAUGCUUACAGGCCCUCGAUGGCCCUUAAAGGCCUCGUUCGAAAUUAAAAACAAAAUGAGGUUUAUUAGAUUGGUGUCUCAAUACUUAUAUGAUAAACUUAUGAACCAUCUAAUAUGCGCUAAUUUACCCUUUAAAAGUUUAUCAAGCAGUGGAUGAAAAUUGAAUAUUUUUGUGCUACAAAAUAGAUCCAUCCAUCCAUCUGUUUUCCAUACAAGCUUGUCCUGUUUUAAAAAAGAAUUUCAGUGUAAAUAAAAAGCAACCAAGCAGUAACUAAAUACAUAUGCCUUCAUAUGCAGGUUGCUGAUUUGUACUGAGGUAUUUUAUAUACCAAUUUGCCUUUUAUUAGUUAUGCAUAUUCAUUCGUAAACGUUUGUAAACAGUAUUUGCCCAAAGCCAGUUCACUAGGGUACUGUAAAAUUCUCUCACCAUCAAAGACAUUUGAUUACUGUGACAAGUUUUCUUUAUCGAACUGUAAAUCAGGUCACUGAAGUAUUCAGAUGCAAAACAAUAAAAAUAACCAUUAAAAUAAA